CGUUUCGCAGCCGCAGACCAAGCUCCGCCAGAUUUCUGAUUCCGAGUCCACGACACGCCAGGCGCGACCAGCAUUGAGCAACGCACUACACACACCAACCCUUUUUUUCGCAUUCCAACAUCACCAACCACACAUAAUGACUGGAAGAGGUGGCGGCGGUGGUCGCCGCGUUUUGUUGCCCCCAAUCAACUUUCUUUUCCGCCUCCUGCAACAGCGCACCACAGUCCAGAUCUGGCUGUACGAGCAGCUGUCGAUCCGCAUUGUUGGCACCAUUCGGGGAUUCGAUGAGUUCAUGAACUUGGUCAUCGACGAUGCGGUCGAGGUCAAGCAGAUUUCCAAGACGAACGAUACCGAAUCCAGGAGGCAAUUGGGACAAAUCCUGCUGAAGGGCGAUAACGUUUCCCUCAUCCAGAGCGUGUCCGGGUGAGGCGCCGGCGGGACGCUGCUUUCGCGUGGCGGAAGCGUGACAUGAAUCGAUUUCCACAUAACGUCAAUCAGAC
Chaetomium fimeti is the source of this 500-nucleotide messenger RNA. RefSeq lists its product as uncharacterized. The coding region runs from base 137 to 427 and encodes 96 amino acids. Gene Ontology annotation, cellular component: U1 snRNP; U4 snRNP; precatalytic spliceosome. NCBI's taxonomy places the organism in Eukaryota, Fungi, Ascomycota, Sordariomycetes, Sordariales, Chaetomiaceae. The record is from RefSeq and is a predicted model, not a curated record. Gene Ontology annotation, biological process: mRNA splicing, via spliceosome; spliceosomal snRNP assembly. Gene Ontology annotation, molecular function: RNA binding. The transcript is spliced from 4 exons.